Lobosporangium transversale is the source of this 1218-nucleotide messenger RNA. Its product is annotated as kinase phosphorylation protein-domain-containing protein. The record is from RefSeq and is a predicted model, not a curated record. The transcript has 4 exons. NCBI's taxonomy places the organism in Eukaryota, Fungi, Mortierellomycota, Mortierellomycetes, Mortierellales, Mortierellaceae. Bases 30 to 1139 code for a protein of 369 amino acids.
GACUGAUUUUGCAUCCAAACCAAGCAAUCAUGUUCCAUCCAACGCGAGGAGGUACCCGUGGAGGCCAUGACCAGUUUAAGUGGGAAGAUGUUAAAGAGGACAAACACAGGGAAAACUAUCUUGGAAACUCAUUACAUGCUGCGGUCGGACGGUGGCAGAAGGGUCGGGAUAUAACCUGGUACGUGAAGGCGAGUGACAAAGACAAAAGUCUCGCUACUCUAAAGGCCGAAAAGAAAUUAGAGAUUCAGAGUAUCAAGGAUGCAGAAGCCGAAGCCAUGGCAGAAGCGCUUGGAUAUAAAACCAAGCGCAAGGUUACUACCAAUGUCACCGAGAAGGAACUCAAGUCUGCAAUCAGCAAAUCUGAUAGUGUAGUGCAAGAUGAAAUGGAUGAAAAAAUUAAAGAGUCUACUGUCAGUGAAGGACUUGGAUUCAAAAAUCGAACACAGCGAAUGUAUGCGCCAUUAGCCAAUGAUACUACCUCACGGAAACUUGUUGCAACCAGCUCAAAUGCCAUCCCUGUCGUUCCACUGAUUCCUCAAAUGAAACCAAAGAGCUCUGUUAAUGAUGAAGAUGGGACCACUAAGGAGCAGUUAGGGGACCAUAAGGAUGUCCAUAUUAGACAUCGUAAACACCGACGCAGCAGCCGCAGUUCUAGUCCUUCAAAGAGAAGCCGACGAGGUCAAGGGCGUAGCCGUAGUAGAGAGAGAGGAAAGCAUAGAGAUCAUAACAAAGACGCAGACAGAGACAGAGACAGAGACAGAGACAGAGACAGAGACAGAGACAGAGACAAAGACAAAGACAAAGACAAAGACAAAGACAAAGACAAAGACAAAGGAAGAGAAAGAGAAAGUGGAAGAGAAAGAGAAAGUGGAAGAGAAAGAGACAAACACAAAAGCAGAAACGAUGAAGUUGACAAGGAUAGAUCCAGGGACAAACAUAAAGAUCGAGAUAAUAACUGGGAGGAGGGUAGUUUAUCAAAAUAUCGCCGUGAAGAGAGGCUACAUAGUAAUAGAGAUAGGAGUCGAAGCAGAAGCAUAAGUCGAAACAGGGAUGACCAUCGACCUGAACAACGUCAUAGCCGUCAUAGUCACCAUAGUCGUGAUCGUAGCCGUGAUCGUAGCCGUGAAAGACGUGUAUGAGUGUUAUCACACAAGUUCGUUUAUAGUUCAUAGGAACUUCCAAUAUAAAUAUAAAGAAAAUAAAAAAUAAAAAAAAGCG